Strongyloides ratti is the source of this 1146-nucleotide messenger RNA. RefSeq names its product RNA recognition motif domain and Regulator of nonsense-mediated decay, UPF3 domain and Nucleotide-binding, alpha-beta plait domain-containing protein. Gene Ontology annotation, molecular function: RNA binding. The record is from RefSeq and is a predicted model, not a curated record. The transcript is spliced from 2 exons. NCBI's taxonomy places the organism in Eukaryota, Metazoa, Nematoda, Chromadorea, Rhabditida, Strongyloididae. Bases 1 to 1146 code for a protein of 381 amino acids.
AUGACUCGAAAAUAUAAAGGAUCUGUAAAACGAGGUUCAUCAAUACGUGCUGUAAAGAUAUCUAUUAGACAUUUACCACCAGAUCUAACUGAAGAAGAAUUGAUGUCCUAUUUUAAAGGUUUCCUAAAUCCUGGAACAUAUCAAUUUUAUUCUUCUAAUGAGUUUAAAUUAAAUACUGAUGCAUUUUCAUUUUGUACAGUUUCUUUCAAAAACAAUGAAAUAGCAAUGGAGUUUGCCAAGAAAUUUGAUGGAAAACCAAUAAAAUCAUCUAACGGAAUUUCUACAAACAUUUCAAUUGAGAUUGCUACAAAUGAAAAAAAUGCUUUUAAAAAAAUAGCAUCAACAAAGGACACCUCAUUAUGUACUCAAAAACUUAAAGAAAGUAAAGUUUUUAAGGAUUAUUUUAGUGAGGAGGAUAAGCAAGCUUUUGUACCUGACUUCUCGAAGAUGCUUGAAGAAAUUGAGGAGCAGGAGACUCGAAGGAUAUUUGGAGAUUUAAGAGAAACACCUUUAACCAAAGAGGUAGGUGUUAUUUAUCUUACAAAAGAGGAACGUGGUGGAAUUAGAAUUCCAAAAGAAAAGAAAGAUAGAGAAAAGAGGUUCCGUGAAAGAAAAGAAAAAAAACAGAUUAAAAAACUUUUAAAAGGGGUUAAAAAGGAAAAGUCUAAAUCAAAUGAUUUGGAUGAUAGUCCAAUGAUUAUAAUAAAUUCAAAGUAUAAAUCAAAUAGCUCUUCAAGUCAAUAUUCACCAGGUAUAAAAGUUGAAUCAAAGUCAGGUAACAAAUUACCAGGUAUAAUAUUAGCAAAAAGAAGUACAGAUGGUUCAGUAAAUGUACUUUCUAAAGGUACUGAAAUAAAAACUAAGAAAUCAGAUGAAAAGAGUAAAGAAUUUGGAGAUAAGAAAGAUAAAAGUAAGAAAGUUAAAAAGGAAAAACCAGUUGAAAAGAAGAAGAAAAGUAGAGAGGAUGAAGUUGAUUCUUCAAAUAUAAUUUUUGCCUUAAAGAAAAAAGAGAACGAAACUUUGGAAAAACCAAAAAAUGAGGUUUGUAAGGUGGAUAAUGAUAACGAUUCAGGAAAACAAAAACGACGUGGUUACGUACCAGGAAUGGUUGCCAAAAGAAUUUUUGAAAAUAAUUCAAAUAGUUAA